Messenger RNA from Cryptomeria japonica (Japanese cedar), 1338 nucleotides. RefSeq lists its product as uncharacterized. Gene Ontology annotation, biological process: translation. Gene Ontology annotation, cellular component: cytosolic small ribosomal subunit; ribosome. The coding region runs from base 239 to 1069 and encodes 276 amino acids. Lineage: Eukaryota; Viridiplantae; Streptophyta; Pinopsida; Cupressales; Cupressaceae. Gene Ontology annotation, molecular function: RNA binding; structural constituent of ribosome. The record is from RefSeq and is a predicted model, not a curated record. The transcript has 2 exons.
AUCUUUCAUUCAUUGUUCUACAUUUACUUUCUACAAUGAUCUUACAUUAUUUAGUAUAGAAUCUGAAUGUGUAAUUACUCAAGAACACUCUUAUCUUAAUGAAAAGUAUGCACACCGUUUUCCCCUAAAACAUUUUAGGGUUUGUGAGGGUUUUAUAAAGCGGGAUUUAUAAGGUUACUAGAAGAUUUUAGGUUGUGUCUUGCAGAGCUUAGGUAUUUUUUGCAGCUGUAGUAAAAUCAUGGCGGAAAGAGGAGGGGGGUUUGGGCGCGGAUUCGGGCGUGGCGACAGAGGCGGCCGCGGCGAUAGGGGACGUGGCCGUGGAGAUCGUGGCCGUGGGCGGAGAGGCCGCAGAGAAGAAGAAGAAAAAUGGGUGCCCGUCACAAAGCUCGGCCGUCUGGUAAAAGAAGGUAAAAUCCGUUCUUUAGAGCAGAUCUAUUUGUUCUCUUUGCCCGUCAAGGAACAUCAAAUUGUGGAAUCCAUGCUGGGCCCGCAGCUCAAGGACGAGGUCAUGAAGAUCACGCCCGUUCAGAAGCAGACUAGGGCAGGGCAGAGAACGAGAUUUAAAGCCUUCGUCGUGGUGGGCGAUAGCAACGGGCAUGUUGGGCUGGGCGUCAAGUGCAGUAAAGAAGUUGCCACUGCUAUUAGAGGGGCCUUGAUUUUGGCCAAGCUUUCAGUCAUCCCUGUGAGGCGUGGUUACUGGGGUAACAAGAUCGGGAAGGUUCAUACUGUGCCGUGUAAGGUCACGGGCAAGUGUGGAUCCGUUACUGUCAGGAUGGUUCCUGCCCCCCGAGGGGCCGGAAUCGUGGCUGCCCGUGUGCCUAAGAAGGUCCUGCACUUCGCUGGGAUUGACGAUGUCUUUACUUCUUCGCGGGGUUCGACUAAGACUUUGGGUAAUUUUGUUAAGGCGACCUUUGACUGUUUGUUAAAGACUUAUGCAUUUUUGACACCUGAUUUGUGGAGGGAGACUCGUUUCUCAAAAUCGCCUUUCCAGGAGUACACUGAUUUACUAGCCAAGCCUGCUAAGGCUUUCAUCCUUGAAGAUGUUGAUAAAGAAGCUAUACCAGCAUAGGAAACAUGCAUUUUGGUGCAUGGUUUUCUUAGAAGGAAAAUGAGUAUAGAUACUUCUAGUUUGUUGUCAACUAAAAGUGUUAUUUUAGAUAUUAAGGUAAUUUUCUUUGGUUAAGGUGCCCCCUUUUCAAAGGCUUUAGACCUUUCGAUGAGAGUUUUUUUUUCUUAAAUUUGCUGUAUCCUUGUCAAUCCAUUAUUUAAUUUUGGACUUGCUGCUGCCUAACAAUGUUUUGUAGUCCCACUUUUCCAUUUAUGUAUUUAUAUUUUGCA